UCCAUAGAUCGUUAAUAGCCCCAAGCCUAUGAUGUAGAACAUGUUACAGCACAAAUACAAUAUUUGUUUCUAAUACAAAUAUAAAUGACACAGUCCCCGUUAUAUCAAUCUAUUGAAAAUGAAAAAUGGGCCCUAGUUGUAACCACGUUGUCCGUUGGGGCCGCAUUUUCAAGAAUAGAGACUGAUCAACGGGCGGUCAAUGAUUGUUCGCUUGUCCCGACGUGCCAAUGAUUGAUUCCCAACUGCCCCGUUCGAAAAUGGGUGAAUCAACACUUUCUGUCAAACACAGUAAGUCACCACUCGAAGGGAUUGAAGAUCUGGAGAACCUUCCCACCGAGACCUCAGUAGAGUUGACACGUCUUCUCUUCAAGGCCAGCUCCUUCUCAACACGGAAAGCUCACCCCCCGAGCUGCCCAUACGACCAUCUUCCUCUUCAUAGAUGAGGAAAGGAAUCCAUCACAAAGUGGAAAAAAGAGUAAUGUGCCAAAGACAAUGGCUGAUGUGGUCAUGAUGGCAAGAUCUAUGAUGGAAAGAAAGAAAAAGAUGCCAGUAGCAGUAUCAAAGGAUUCCCCUGGUAGAUUUGUAGGGCAGUUCUCUCCUCACACUGCUGGGUUGUUAAAAAUCGAGAGGAUUGGUGUUAUAUCUGUGUUGGAAGACUGCACUGAUCAACUAAGCAUUUUGAGGAAAAUAAAUGCAACAAGAAAUUUCCCAGCUGACAUAAAAUAUAGGAGUCUGAAAGAAUGGAUAAGACUUGAAGAGGUUCUGCAUAUAGUCAUGGAUGAGCUAACAUUUCAGAAUUCCUUUAAGACUCUAGUGGAAAUAUCAAAGUUUGAAGAACAGAAACAAAGUGAAGAGGCAGAACUUAGAAGUAUAGAAAAGAAAAAUGUGAAGAAAAUUAAUAAUCUUCACAUGAUGUUGAAAACAGAGUUUAAGAAAGGCAUGGAUGAAUUAAAUGAGAGACAUGACACUGUGGCAAGGCUGAAAGAUCAAAUUCAAGAGACACUAUUCAUGAAUGAUCUGAAAUUCAAAUAUGUAUCUAAAUGGGAGGCAGCACGUAUAGAACAGAACUGUGAACGGCUGUCUCUUUCUGAAAAAAUACUAGAAGACCAGCUAACAGACCUCAAGGACAACAUAGACAUGGAGAUGAGGUGCCAUGUUGAAAUUGAAAUGUACAUGAAGCACGCCACUACGAAUUUAGAAAAAGAAAUUAAAAACUGGAUGGAGAAGUAUGGCAGUGAACUGGAAGAAAGAGCAGCUGACUGCCAAAAGCUGCAGGCAAAACGAGCAGUCACAUGCAAAGAACUCGAAGAUCUGCUCUCAUUGUAUCAACAGCAUCAAAAUGAAAUAGAUGCAUACCUGGCACACAAAGAAAAAGAGGCAGCUAAAGCUGCACACGAGGCCCACCUCUACUGCAUGGCGACUGUCAUUCAAGCUUGGUGGCGUGGUACUAUGGUUCGGCGAGGACUUGGGCCUUACAAAAAGAGUAAGAAGGGCAAAGACAGAAAGGGAAAGGCUAAAGGUAGAAAAGAAGGGAUAAAGAAGAAGAUAUAACAAGUAA
This is a messenger RNA of Zootermopsis nevadensis, 1558 nucleotides long. The record is from RefSeq and is a predicted model, not a curated record. NCBI's taxonomy places the organism in Eukaryota, Metazoa, Arthropoda, Insecta, Blattodea, Termopsidae.